UAGAAAAUAAAAUGUUUAAUUCGUACUGUCUAAUUUUUAACUGUUUAAUCACUUUUAUCACAUUGCAAAAUGUCGAGGGUAGUGUCUCUUUCCCAAAAGAUUUUAUAUUUGGAGUAGCUACUUCAGCGUACCAAAUCGAAGGAGCAUGGAAUGAAAGUGAAAAGAGUGAAAGUAAUUGGGAUUAUAAAACGCAUUUUUAUCCUGAAAAUGUAAAUGAUCAUUCAAAUGGUGAUAUAGCGUGUGAUUCUUAUCAUCAAAUCGAUGAAGAUUUAAAAAUCAUUCGUGAGUUAGGUGUACAAUCAUAUAGAUUUUCAAUAGCAUGGACACGAAUUUUACCGGAUGGUUUUUCGAAUCGUGUAAAUGAAGAUGGCAUACGCUACUAUAAUAAAUUAAUCGAUGGAUUACUUCGGUACAACAUUACCCCAUCAGUUACUAUUUAUCAUUGGGAUCAUCCACAAUCGUUGCAAGAAAUGGGUGGUUGGACAAAUACACUGAUGAUUGAUUUGUUUGCAGAUUAUGCAAGAAUAGCUUUUGAAUAUUUUGGCGAUCGUGUCAAACAUUGGAUUACUUUUAAUGAACCAGAUUUAUUUUGUAGUGAUAUCAAAAGAGGAACUGUUUUCUCUGAUGGUUUUGGGCGUUAUUUAUGUGCUUACAUAAUGUUAAAGGCACAUGCUAAAACAUAUCAUAUUUAUAAAAAUGAAUACUAUAUUAAACAAAAAGGCAAAAUUGGUAUAACAUACAGCUCAACUUGGCAUGAACCAAAAACAAAUAGUACUGAAGAUAUAGCGGCUGCAAAACGCGCUCUUGAAUUUGAACUAGGUUUGUUUGCAAAUGCAAUAUUCUCGAAAGAUGGAGAUUUUCCAAAAAUUGUAAAAGAACGUGUUGCGUUCAUGAGUGCUCGACAAAAUUUUUCAAAAUCACGAUUACCAGAGUUGACAUCCGAAGAAAUAAAAACUAUACAUGGUACAGCUGACUUUUUUGGUAUUAACCACUAUACAUCAGAUUUAGUGUCGGAUCCAUCUUGGGAAAGCUUCGAAGUUUCUUAUGAUGUCGAUGUUCAUGUGGAUAGAGGCGUAGAUCCAUCUUGGCCUGGGAGUGAAAGUGGUUGGUUAAGAGAUGUUCCAUGGGGACUACAUCAUUUACUAGUAUACAUCAAGGACACGUAUAAUAAUCCAAUAGUUUAUAUCACAGAAAAUGGAUUCUCUCAGUUUGAGCUACAGGAUGAUGGACGUGUUAAUUAUUUCAAAGGAUACUUGGAAAGUGUAGCCAAUGCAAUUGCAGAAGGAUGUAAUGUUCUUGGAUAUUACGCAUGGAGUUUAAUGGAUAACUUUGAAUGGAAUGCUGGAUAUACACAUCAUUUUGGAUUAUACCAUGUGAAUUUCAGCGAUCCAAAUCGUGCACGUACUCCAAGAAGAUCGGCUUUUUGGUACAAAGAUUUUAUAACGGAUCAAAAAAGUUAGUAAUUUAACAAUCUUGUAUUUUUUG
Molecule: messenger RNA, 1485 nt
Organism: Chrysoperla carnea
Lineage: Eukaryota; Metazoa; Arthropoda; Insecta; Neuroptera; Chrysopidae
Product: myrosinase 1-like
Exons: 7
Coding region: 12-1460 (482 amino acids)
Biological process (GO): carbohydrate metabolic process
Molecular function (GO): beta-glucosidase activity
Source: RefSeq, a predicted model, not a curated record